UUUUUCUUUUAAUCAUACAAAAAAUUGCUAAAUUUUGAUAAACACACCGCGUUGAUUAUCCAGGACAUUACAUCACGUGUUUUACUUUGUAAAAAUGGCUGCGCCCUGCUAAGAUUAUCCGAGGUUUCCCCCUGUAAAAUCCAUUACGUUUUGUGCCAUUUUUCUAACAUCAUUAGAUAAUCAGUCUUAAAAUAUGGAUUCAUCUAUACUGGUGGAUUAUGAUGGAUACGAUAUAGAAGAAGAUAGUGACCAAGAGAGUGCAGACAGUUCUGAGGAUGAGAUCCAUCAGUUCUUACAUGGCACGCCAGAACAGAAGAGACGCAUUCGACGCCGCAGUCUUGGCAAAGAGUCUUCUAGUGAGGAUGAGUUUGAGAAAGAAAUGAACAUGGAGCUGGAUGAAACCUUGGAGGAAAUGGAGAGAGAAAGGAAGGAAAGUGCUGGUCCAUCUGACCCAGCUCAGCAGCAAAGUUAUGACAACAUUUACUUUGAUUCUGAUGAAGAAGAGAAUAAGCAAGCAGACGAAGGGCAAGGGGGCCCUCCCAAGCAUCCAGUGCUGUCCAAUGAUGAUCUUCUCUAUGACCCUGGCAUGGAUGAUGAGGAUCAGAGAUGGGUGGACAGAAUUAGAGAGAGAUACCAGCCCACAGCCUCUAAGGUAGCCAAGCCAGGGGGUUACAGGCGAGGAAGUGCAGGUAAAGGUGGCAGUACUGGGUCUAGACAGCGAGGCCAAAUACCUGCAGUGAAGCCACUGCCCAAGAGUGAUGCAGUAUUGAACUGCCCUGCCUGUAUGACCUCUCUCUGCUUGGACUGUCAGAGGCACGACCUGUACAAGGAGCAGUAUAGAGCUAUGUUUGUUAUGAACUGCAAAGUGGACCGAACUGAAAUUCUGCGCUACCCUAAAAGCUCCAUGACAACUAGUCGUAAGCGUAAAAAGAACUCCUCAAAACCAGAACGUUUCCCUGCAGAAUCAGAUUUGUCUAGUGUUUGCAAAUCAAAGCAAAGUACUAAUAGCGACAGGAAUGAGUCAAUAGGAAGCAUAAAGACCAGUGCAGUGGUGCCUGGUGGUGCUGUAUCUGAAGGCAGUGGUGCUGCCACCUGUGACACAAACAGUACAUUACCAGACUCCAGCAUUCCAAGCAGUGUCCCCAGUGUCCCACAGUGUCCCAGUGGGUCCUCAGUGGCAGCUCCCAGCACAGAUGAUGUCUACUACCCUGUCAAAUGCUCAGAAUGUAACACAGAAGUUGGUGUUGUUGACAAAGAUGAGAUCUUUCACUUCUUUAAUGUGCUUGCUAGUUACACGUAAUAGGCAAUUGAGAAGAGAACCACACUUUCCUUGAUAAAUAUUCUCUAUAUAAUAAUAUUUAUAACUUGAAUGUAAGCUUUUGUCUGUAAUAAAUUGGUGAGGUGGUGCAUAUUUUAAUCACAGUUUCAUUCCCAGGGUCACUGCUGUUCACUGCUGACUUAAUGUAACAGUGUCAAAUUAGUUAUUGAAAUAUUAUAGUGCAGAGAUUUGUCUUACAGAUUGAAGUUGUAAUAGCUGACUGUAUGAAACGGUGAAAAGAUUGCAAGCUAAACUUUAGUUUACUACAUUUUAUUAACAACAAACUGUUGUUUAGCUAUUUUAGAACAUUUUAUUACAAAUAAAAGAGUAAAUGGACAAUCAUGAA
Molecule: messenger RNA, 1664 nt
Organism: Lingula anatina
Lineage: Eukaryota; Metazoa; Brachiopoda; Lingulata; Lingulida; Lingulidae
Product: E2F-associated phosphoprotein
Cellular component (GO): nucleus
Source: RefSeq, a predicted model, not a curated record